AUGGCUUCUCGCCGUGCCCUGGCCAAGCCAGCGGCAGCUGCACAACUGAUAUCAACCGCCUCCGCAAGACCGACGACCCCAUCAUUCCUCGCUCGCAAUGGCAUCCGAUAUACUAGCAGCUCUACUUCUGCAUUGGCCUACAAGGCCAUGCACCGUCGCUCACCUUUGAAACUCCCCGUGUCCGACAAUGCUCCUCAAUGGGACGCCCCAGCCGCCGUCUCUUCCAUCUUGUACGAGACACCACUGCCCUCUACAAACCCGCCCAAACGACACAUCCUGAACUGCCUCGUCCAGAACGAACCUGGUGUCUUGUCCCGUGUCUCUGGUAUCCUGGCCGCUCGCGGUUUCAACAUCGAUAGUCUGGUCGUCUGCAACACCGAAGUCGCGGAUUUGUCUCGCAUGACCAUCGUGCUCCGCGGUCUGGACGGUGUCGUCGAACAAGCCCGCCGCCAACUAGAUGACCUAGUCCCCGUCUGGGCCGUGCUAGACUACACCGAAGCGCCCCUCGUGCAGCGCGAACUCUUGCUCGCAAAAGUCAGCACUUUGGGCCCCGAGGCGUUCGAGGAGUUGCUCCAGCACCAUCGUGAAAUGACAUCUGAUGAUGCCGCGGGCGCUGAGAACGGUAAAAAUGGCACUGCCAUUGAGGACACGCACUUCCAUCCUCGAAAUAUCCCCGCUUCGCAGGCUCUCAGACAUAAGCAUGAGCAUCUUGAUGCUAUUACUCGUCUUACGCACCAGUUUGGUGGUAAGGUUUUGGAUAUUAGCACGAAUAACUGUAUUGUUGAGGUAUCCGCCAAACCAUCCCGUAUUGAUUCCUUCCUCAAACUCGUUGGUCCCUUCGGUAUCUUGGAAUCAACCAGAACAGGAUUGAUGGCCUUGACUCGCUCACCACUUACUGAAGUGACUGAGGAAGUUGAGAAGGAAGCUGCUGACGUCGUCGAUGCUAGCACUUUGCCUCCUGGUUAA
Molecule: messenger RNA, 966 nt
Organism: Talaromyces marneffei
Lineage: Eukaryota; Fungi; Ascomycota; Eurotiomycetes; Eurotiales; Trichocomaceae
Exons: 2
Coding region: 1-966 (321 amino acids)
Biological process (GO): branched-chain amino acid biosynthetic process
Cellular component (GO): acetolactate synthase complex; mitochondrial nucleoid
Molecular function (GO): acetolactate synthase regulator activity
Source: RefSeq, a predicted model, not a curated record